GAAAAUCCCAAAAGAAUCAAUCUGAUUUCUGCUAGGUUUAUCUCCACUUGUUAGUGAGGCUUCUGGUAAAAUCUCCGCCUCUACGAAUUCGCAAGAUGAAGCCAAAAACGAGAGAGAAAGUACUAGAUAAGGCCAGAAGCUUGUUGAAUCGGCGCAAUAAGCCUGGAUCUUCAUCUCGAGUACCAGGUAAACAUCCGCCUGCCAGCUCAGCAACAGCCAGUGCGCCUUCGCCGUCAGGCGUUUACUUGGAACCAUCGAGAAUCUCUUCAAAGGAAAGGUCUAGUUUCUCAUCUGCAACAGCAAGUCGGUCUUCGUCAGUUGUUUCAUCAGCAGUCAAUACACCAUUAAACCUCAAGGCAAAUCCAGAAUCGUCAAAAUCGCAUCAGCUCUCCCAAAUAACAACAUCUCAUUCGCCCCACGCGUGUUCUAUUCCUUCAAUAAGGUCUUCUUCUCCUGACCUCGCGUCGGGGUCUUUGGCGCUGCCAGAACUUCGACCCACACAAUGUUCCCUUGAUCCAUCAUCAUCAUCGUCUCCUACUUUAAUGUCUGCUGAAGCUCAAGUGUUUCCUAAAACACUUCGAUCAACGCCGACUCUGCUUUCAGAUCUGUGGAGCCGAGCCAUUGACGUGGCCAAAGGUGAAAGUGAAACCCUGAAAUGGCUUCAAAAAUACGGGCUUGUGUCCACAGAUGGGAAGCAGCAAAUGACUCAGAAGAGCACAGAAUUCGCACAAAGUCGAUCGGAUAAAAAAAACUACAUAGAAGAACUAAUUAGACUUAUCGAGGCAAACAAGUUAUCUGAACAAAAUGACAAGCCACUCAAGAUCCCAAUUGGAAACCGGGAAGUUAUUGUCAGGGAUUACAUUGCUAAUACUGUCGCCUUUAUUACAAAAGUCGGUAAUGUCGCUUUCUCUUUCACAUCGGUGGAGGCCAGCGCACCAUGGGCCGUUUUAAAGGCGGCUCUGCAAAUUCCAGUCCAUCAGAUUGAACAAAAAGCUGCCCUACUUGGAACAGUCAAAUGGUUUAUAAGCAUCGUGCGCAGAGGCCAAAUCUAUGAAACUUUAUACACAGUCGAAACCACAGACAGGAAAGCCGUACAGGGUUUGCAAGACGGCCUUUUUCAGGUCUACAUCGCCGCUAUAAAGACGCUGGCCAAGUCAGACAACUUAUUCAACAGCAGUACAGCCAGACAGACGUUAACCGCGAUCUUGGAUCCAGGCUAUGCUUUUGAUGCUCUCAAAGACCUAGUUGAGAAAGAAAACAAGCUCGACCGCGAAAUUUAUGCCUGCGAAGUCUCACGAUCUGUAGUAUCAUCCACGCUGAUGAGUACGCAAAUAAAAGAUUUAGAGAAGCAAUUAUACCAACUAUCUUCGCCACUUCCCCAGAUUGAGAAAGGAGUAGCCAGUCUUCUAGCAAAGAUAGAAGAAGAUAAGCUCAAAGGAUUAUUAGAGUUUAUAAGCCCGGAGAUGUUUGGAAAAAGUCACGCCACUGUUGCUGAAAAAAGAAUAAAUAAUACAGGAGACUGGCUAAUAGCUAGCAAAGAGUUCCGUACUUGGCAAGUAACACCUUCUUCAACUGUACUAUGUCUUAAGGGAACUAUUGGUACCGGCAAGACAUUUCUCACAUCUAAAGCAAUUGAUCAUAUAAAACAGUCAAUUGAGUCGUCACCACAACAUAACGAAGGAUUUGCAUUUUUUUAUUGCAACCGAUCUGGACCGUCAAUGCAAGAUCCGCUUAUUGUGUUGAAAAGCUUCGUUCGUCAGUUAGCUGGCAAGGCUUUUGAUACAUCUGGCCUUAUACAACAUAGCCUUGUCCAGAGAUGUGAGAGAAUAAAGAAAGAGAAAAGAGAAUUCACCUACAAGGAUUGCGAAGACUUACUUUUAGAAUCCUUCAAUUUAUACUCAAGGACUACUAUUGUUCUUGAUGCUUUAGAUGAGACAGAUAUUACUGAUUAUAACUUAGGUGCUAUUCUUACUAAGCUAAUGGAAAAAUCCGAAAACCCCAUUAAGAUUUUUAUUUCCAGUCGGCCUGAUCGAGAAUAUUUAGAAGCCUUCGAAGAUGAGGCUAUCAUCACUGUGAAUGCUAGCAGUCAACAGGAAGAUAUCGAGAGAUUCCUGGCAGAGAAACUCUAUAGUACCAGGUUCUUUCAACAGCGAAGUCACGUCAUCCAGAAUGAAAUCACGAAUGUGUUUGCAGCACAGAGCUGCGGAAUGUUUCGAUGGGUUUACUUGCAGGUGAUAAGUCUCAAAAAGCUUGUUACAGACAAAGCAAUUUAUAAUUGGGCUUGCAAUUUACCAGUUGACCUAAUGGCAGCAUAUGAUCAAAUCUGGGAAACCAUUAGAGAGCACGAUGAACAUGACGUUGCUUUAGCCGAACGAGCUAUUAUGUGGGUGCUAUGUUCUUUUGAGCCGCUUAAAACACAAGUCCUUCUACAAGCUGUUCGGUAUGUUAUCCAAGGCUCUACAAUCGUGCGGAAUGAAGAGCAGACGCAACAACAGAUCUUAUCGCUAUGCCAAGACCUUUUAACUAUUGAUGAGGAAAGGGGAGUGUGGAUGUUACCACAUGCCUCUGUGGCUGAGUAUUUUGAGAAGAGGGGCUGGAUGAAUAUAUGGAAAUGCGAUGUAUUCGCUUCAACGCUCUGUCUUAACUUCAUUGACGACCCUCCACCGAACGAUGAUCAUCGCUUUGCGUAUUACGUUAUAGAUCACUGGCACCAGCACGUUGGGCGAUACGACAAAUGGCUAGGAUCGAAGGAGCAAGAGGCAGAGAAAGAGGCAGACCCAAAUCUUGCAGCGGCCCUAAAGCGGUUUCUUGGGUCGCCAAGCGAUGGCAGCGCCAGCUUUCGGAGAUGGACCAGGCGCCCUUUCUGGGUCGGGGACAUUCAGACUCCCUUGUCUGCCAUUUGCAAAUAUGGAUUUUACUAUACCUUGCGCGACUGGUGGACGCAGCCCGGCAAAAUCACAGUCGAGGCCGCUCUCAAAGGGGGAUAUGACGCACUUUGGGUCGCGGUUCAGGGCCACUGCAUGCCUAUAUGCAGACAUUUGGUCAAGCUGAUUGAGGCCGUACAUCCGAAAGGAGACACAUACUAUACGUUCGCACUGGCAACUUCAAUUGAAGAAAGCAAUUUUGACAUGGUGAAAUUUCUUGUGACGGAAGUGGACGCAGAUGUUAAUCUUAUACAGCAAGGGCCUUUGUUUAAUUAUCGUUAUCUAAUAAGGGAUGGAAUUACUGCUGUACAGACGGCGGCGAGAUUGCAGCCCAGGAUGCUGCAAUGGAUGGUGGAUCAAGGCGUCGUGGACCUGGAGAGGGAGACUAAUAGCUGGUGCACUGAUGGCAGCGUCUUAAUCGCAGCAGCGUCUAGGCCCAACAUCAAAUCGGUUCAAAUUCUGCUCAAGGCUGGAGCUAAUGUGGAUGCCGCCGUGCACAAUGGCAAGUACGGGAGUGCUCUUGUCGCAGCAGCAGCGCUGGAUAGGGUUCCCAGAGACCGCGUAGCAGUAGUUCGACUUCUCCUCAGUCACGGCGCAGAUCCAAACACGCCCAUGAGAGGCGGCCUAUGGGGCAGCGCACUAGAAGCAUCUGUGGCACAACAUUGGGAUGCUGAAUUAGGAUGCAAAUACUCGGAAGAUCGCAGAACAAUACUGCUCUUGCUGCUUGAAGCUGGUGCGGAUCCAACAGCUGUGUUUGAUUAUGGCAGUUUUGGAAGUGCAUUGGCCGCUGCAGCAUUUUGGGGGCAAAAGGAUGACCUCAAGAUCAUGAUUGACAGGGUUGGUGCAGAGCGUGCCAUCGAAGCCCUUUACCAGAGUAGGCAUCCAGAUGUGCGAAUAUUCGAAGAUCAACAGGAUAUUACGCGCUGGAAAGAAACAGCCACCUAUCUGGCUGAGGAAGUAGGGGUAAGUAAAGACAUUCUUCACACAAUCGGCUUCUGGGAUGUCGAGCCUGAGCUUUGUGAGAUAUGGGAAUUUGGGCCAGCAUAUAAUUUUGUAUUACGGUAUUCCGAACAUUGCUAGGACAAUGUUAGUUUCACAUAUACCUUAUUUACCUUAGCACCUCCUAUAUCUUAAUAGGUACAUCCUACUUCAACGAUAGCUACUGAGAAAGUGAAGCUUUUAACAUCACUAACUUAGCCAUAUAACGCUUUAGAAUAGGCAAUUUGCAAGAUAAUAUCUAGUGAUCAGUUUUCAUGCGG
Messenger RNA from Trichoderma asperellum CBS 433.97, 4183 nucleotides. RefSeq lists its product as uncharacterized. Lineage: Eukaryota; Fungi; Ascomycota; Sordariomycetes; Hypocreales; Hypocreaceae. The record is from RefSeq and is a predicted model, not a curated record. Gene Ontology annotation, molecular function: protein binding.